AUGUGUGAAGAUACACAGCUAAACACUGAACAACUUGAUUUAAUGGUGACCAGCACAGGAAUGAGGAAGAGCCGAACCGUUCUUAUUCCCCAAGUUAUAGUUGUGACAGAAUUCCCAUCCUCUCUGAAAGGUUCUGUUGCAAGGUCCAGUGAUAUGGAAGUGUGGUCUCACCUUCGAGACAUUGCACAGUUCCAUGCUCCAAAGGAAGUGGAACUUUUAAUAGGCUUAGAUAUACCCCAAGCCCUAGUACCAUUAGAAGUAAGAUCUGGAAAGGAUGGAGAACCAUUCGCAACGCGCACCCUUCUUGGUUGGACAAUUAAUGGCCCUAUGGGACUAGACGGCCAUGAUGUAACCACAGUGAACAGUCACAUCACCACGACAAUUGCAGAAAAUCAAAGAAAACACCUGGACCACCAAGUCAACCUUUUAUGGGAACUAAAUGCCACCAACAACAACUGUGAUGAUCCCAUCUCUGUCGAAGACAAAAGAGUCACGAAAUUAUGGUCAGAGAACGUAGUACAAGUGGAUGGACAUUACCAACUUCCCAUCCCAUUUCGCAACAAGAGCCCAGACCUUCCAGACAACAAAGAACUUGCUGAACGACGGUUGGCAAGCCUUAGGAGACGUCUCGUGAAACAUCCGGAACUCUUCAUCCGAUAUCAAGAAGAAAUGUCACGCUUACUUAGUGAAGGCCAUGCCGAGCGAGUUCCCUCUCAUAAUCUCAAUACUACACCUGGCAAGACUUGGUAUCUCCCACAUCAUCCAGUACUAAAUCCUAAGAAACCAGAAAAGAUGAGAAUAGUCUUCGAUUGUGCAGCCACUUAUAAGACGUUAUCAUUAAACAGUCAAGUGAUGCAAGGACCCGACCUUAACAACAACUUGAUGGGCGUCCUCCUCAGAUUUCGACAAGAAAGGGUAGCUAUAAUGGCAGAUAUUGAAGCUAUGUUCCACCAAGUGCUCGUGACUCCGGAACACAGAGACGCACUGAGAUUCCUCUGGUGGAACAAUGAACAUAUGUCAGGGCCUCCUGCUACGUACCGAAUGAAGGUGCAUCUGUUUGGGGGAGUGUGGAGCCCUUCAUGUGCAGCAUUUGCUCUACAACGAACAUUCCAGGAUCACGGAAAAUAUCUUCAUGAGGAGAUCCAGAAGGCGAGCCGCAAUUUCUACGUCGACGAUCUACUACACUCAGUAGAAUCCCCGGGCAAGGCUACAAUUGUCAUUCAUAGGCUCAGAAAGUUGUUAAACAAGGGAGGAUUCAGGCUCACAAAAUGGUCCUGUAACCAAAAGAGGGUUCUUAAGGAAGUGCCACAGUCGGAGCAGGCCAUGGGAGUGAAGGAAAUCCUAUUGGGCGACAAGUUGCCCACGGAACGAGCGCUGGGCAUUCUGUGGGAUCUGGAAGAGGACGAAUUAGCGGUGCAAGUCCAAAUACCAAAGAAACCAGAGACGAAGCGGGGUCUCCUAAGCAUGAUCAGCUCUAUAUAUGACCCUUUGGGCUUUUUUUGCCCCUAG
This is a messenger RNA of Portunus trituberculatus (swimming crab), 1509 nucleotides long. RefSeq lists its product as uncharacterized. The transcript has a single exon. NCBI's taxonomy places the organism in Eukaryota, Metazoa, Arthropoda, Malacostraca, Decapoda, Portunidae. Bases 1 to 1509 code for a protein of 502 amino acids. The record is from RefSeq and is a predicted model, not a curated record.